AUGUCGGACCUUCGCGCCAAACUGGAUGCUGUUCGCGCGCUGCAGCAGCGCAUUCAUGUUGUGCCUUCUCCAUCGCACUGGACGACAUCAACUCCCGCGCCAUCGCCACCACCGUCGUCUGUAUCGUCGAGUGUUGCUAGCCGCAGUAGUUUGCCAACGUUUCCAUCGUUGUUCGAUGGCGGCAUCGCGUCGCUCGGUGGAAUGGAGUACCUUGUCAUCGACUUCUUCAGCAUUCCAGACCUCUUGGUAGGCGCCAUGGUAUGCAAGCGAUGGCGAGAUAUGUGCCGGCACGACGGAUUUUGGGAAAAGCUCUUGGUGACUCCGGUCGAAGGCUACGCGCUGCGGCCGUUGCUUGCGUGUGCCGACUCGGUCCCCGCCAUGUGUGUGCACAUGUUAUUCUGCCAAAGUGGCCUCCGCAUGACGUCGACGUCCGACCGGUCCAUUCAUAGACCCCAGCCGAUCAGGUCGUGGAAUUGGUCGACGCAUCCCAAAUCCAUACACGUGACCUCUUCUUGCGACGGCAAGACGACCUUACCAGCGUGGCUCGCGAAUAAUCCCGGCCCUCUCUUGCCCGACGUCGUCCGCUCGUUGUGUUUUCAAGUGCUUCAUGCAAUCGUGGCGUUGGAAGACUGCAUCGGUGCGAAACCACGCGAGUUGACCCUUCAGCGCGUUGCCGUUGCCAGCGCGACCGCGGUCCAAGCCCCUGCAUCCCUGGACGCAACAGCCAGCGACACACUGCCAUAUAGGACUCGUCCGCCGUUGGUGCAGCUGCUAGCCGUCGACAGCCACGUCGAGUCCUGCGACGUGCCAUCUGCCCAGUACUUUGACGAGCGAGAGGAAGCGAUCUACCUCCUCAAGUACCGCGGCCUUCCCAAGAAAAGCCAAAAGUGGCGCGGGGUAACUGUAGCCUACUUGUAUUUGGUCCUGGCGCUGUCCUUGCACGGCCACGUCACGGCCGCACAAAUCCAGCAAAUGCCAGCGAUGUCGAUCCUGCACGCGCUAGCAGAGUACCGUCACGUGCUGCCACGAGACAUUCGAGAGUUUGUCGAGUACGGCGUGUUUGUGCGGUACCACCAGACGUCACCGAAACCCUUGCUCUGGCACACUUACUUCACGAGCCCACAUGUGGGAGAUGCUUCCGCCGACUCCACGAUCAUCGCGGACGACCACCCCCUCCUAGCGUUGCAGUUUGCGAUUCCAGCCACAACCUACAUGGAGCGCAUCUUGCAAACAGUUGCAUGGCAAGAGGCUCUCCAAACCACGAUGAUGAACCCUCGUCGCAAGUGGCCGUCCAUGAGUCCUCCAGUUUGGAAUGACGAGUGGACGCUGACUCCCAUUCGGUCAUUCCACCAACAGUGGUUGCGCCAGCAGUGGCACAGCUUGAGCUUGGCUCCGGACUCGACACCGGCUAGCCUGGCCCUGCUAUUGCUAACUCAGAAGCCAUCACUACGGCGCUUGGAUCUCAUGGCAGCGACUCGUCUGUCGAGCGACACGAUUGUGCGGGCUUUGGCGUACCUCCCUCUCUUGCGAGAGCUUCGUCUACCUCUUUCCAUGCUGCGCCACGGCCCUCUCGAAGCCGUCGUGGAGGCACUGGAUCGGUCGUCAGUUCACGUCGUCGACCCCGCGAUGGCUAUAGGUCUAUGUGCCCUUGAGAAAGCGUACUUGAUGCAAAUCGACAUGCUGGCGUAUUCGUCAUCUCCAUCGAAGCAGUAACCAGGAGGCACGCCCUCGGCUCUCCGAACCCCUUGUUGCGUGUCUGUUCGAGACCGCGUUUUGUUUGAAUAAAAGUGCUGGUUGCAGGUGCCGUCAUG
This is a messenger RNA of Aphanomyces invadans, 1811 nucleotides long. RefSeq lists its product as hypothetical. The coding region runs from base 1 to 1713 and encodes 570 amino acids. The record is from RefSeq and is a predicted model, not a curated record. NCBI's taxonomy places the organism in Eukaryota, Oomycota, Saprolegniomycetes, Saprolegniales, Verrucalvaceae. Gene Ontology annotation, molecular function: protein binding. The transcript has 3 exons.